Molecule: messenger RNA, 4230 nt
Organism: Cyprinus carpio (common carp)
Lineage: Eukaryota; Metazoa; Chordata; Actinopteri; Cypriniformes; Cyprinidae
Gene: pdpr
Product: pyruvate dehydrogenase phosphatase regulatory subunit
Cellular component (GO): mitochondrion; mitochondrial matrix; cytoplasm
Molecular function (GO): protein binding; oxidoreductase activity
Source: RefSeq, a predicted model, not a curated record
CACAGCUGUCAAUCACUCGGCGGGUGUUCCGCGCAUGCGCAGUGAGCGUGUCAGGCUACGAUCUGCGGCUGCUGUGAAGUUACCUUCGGUUCUUAUAACACACAUGAAAAAAUCAAUACUUGUGAUCGGAUCUGAGCGCUCAUAACAGCUGUGUGCAGGGUCUGUUUUCAGCGGUGGCGCAGUCAUGCGCAGUGGAGCCUGCAGUAUCCGGGCUCUGGCCCCGGUUCUUCUGCGCCGCUGGCUCUGUGGCGCCGGGGCCCGUCCUGCUCAUCUGUGCGGAUCGGUGCGGUUCUUGAGCACAGACUCUGUGUCCGCGGCUCUGCCCGCUCGCGCCCGCGUGGUCAUCUGUGGAGGAGGGAUCGUGGGCACGUCGGUGGCGUAUCAUCUGGUCAAGCUGGGCUGGACGGAGAUCGUGCUCCUGGAGCAGGGCAGGCUUGGAGCCGGCACAACUCGGUUUUGUGCAGGAAUAGUAAGCGUCGCCAAACCUCUUUCUGUUGAGAGUAAGAUGGCAGAUUAUUCGAAUGCACUCUAUGAGCGUUUGGAAGAGGAGACGGGUGUGAAGACGGGUUUCGUACGGACCGGCUCUCUGUGCUUGGCUCAGAAUCAGGACCGGUUCCUGUCUCUGAAGCGUCUGGCGUCCAGACUGAAGGUUCUGGGCGUCAGCUGUAACGUCAUCAAACCCAAAGAUGUGGCGAGGCUGCACCCGCUGGUCAAUAUUCACGAUCUGGUCGGAGCGCUUCAUCUGCCCGGGGACUGUGUGGUUUCUCCGCCGGACGUCAAUCACGCGCUGGCGGUGGCCUCGGCCGCUCACGGAGUGCAGAUCUACGAACACACGAGUGUUAAUCAUGUGGUGGUGAAGAAGGGCCACGUCACGGCUGUAGAGACCGACCGCGGAUCCAUCGAGUGCGAAUACUUCGUCAACUGUGCUGGACAGUGGGCGUAUGAGCUCGGUCAGAGCGGCGAGGUCAAAGUGUCUGUUCCGUUACACGGCUGUGAACACUUCUACCUGCUCACCAAACCGUUAUCGGAGCCGGUUCAGAACGACAGCCCAGUGCUGAUUGACAUGGACGGGCGGAUCUACGCUCGGGCCUGGCACGGAGGGAUCCUGUCGGGGGGCUUUGAGAAGAACCCUAAACCCAUCUUCACUGAGGGACGCAACCAGCUGGAGAUUCAGAACAUGCAGGAAGACUGGGAUCAUUUCGAGCCCAUGUUAAGUGCUCUGCUGCGGCGGAUGCCCGGUCUGGAGUCCUGUGAGAUCCAGCAGCUGGUCAACUGCCCAGAAUCCUUCACUCCGGACAUGCGCUGCCUGAUGGGAGAGACUCCGGGCAUAUAUGGCUACUUUGUGCUGGCAGGCAUGAACUCGUCAGGCCUCUCGUUCGCUGGCGGAGCUGGGAAAUAUUUGGCGGAGUGGAUCACGUACGGAUACCCCAGUACCAGCGUCUGGCAUCUGGACAUCAAGCGCUUCGGUAAUCUACAGAGCAGCCGCACGUUCCUGCGCCAUCGCGUGAUGGAAGUCAUGCCGCUCCUGUACGAGCUGAAGGUUCCUCGCUGGGACUUCCAGACGGGCCGGCAGCUGCGCACAAGUCCGCUGUACGACCGCUUGGACACGCAGGGAGCGCGCUGGAUGGAGAAACACGGCUUUGAGCGAGCCAAGUACUUCGUUCCAGCCGGGAAAGAUUUACUGGCGCUGGAUCAGAGUAAGACCUUCUACAAGCCCGACUGGUUUGAUAUCGUGGGCGCGGAGGUGAAGUGCUGUAAGGAGGCGGUGUGCGUCAUCGACAUGUCCUCCUUCACCAAGUUUGAGCUCACGUCUGCGGGGGAUCAGGCCCUGCAGCUGCUGCAGAGAUUGUGUGCCAAUGAUCUGGACGUCCCGGUCGGUCACAUCGUCCACACAGGCAUGCUGAACCAGAGAGGAGGCUACGAGAACGACUGCAGCGUCGUGCGCCUCAGUAAAAACAGUUUCUUCAUCAUUUCACCCACCGAUCAACAAGUCCACUGCUGGUCUUGGAUUAAGAAGCACAUGCCCAGCGACCCACAGCUCCACCUGGAGGACGUCAGCUGGAAGUACACGGCUCUGAAUCUGAUUGGUCCACGGGCCAUGGAUGUGCUGUCCGAACUCUCGUAUGUGUCCAUGACUCCCGAACACUUCCCGUCGCUCUUCUGUAAGGAAAUGAGUGUGGGCUACGCUAACGGCAUCCGAGUCAUGAGUAUGACGCACACAGGAGAGCCGGGAUUCAUGCUGUAUAUGCCGAUAGAGUAUGCACUGCAUGUGUAUAAUGAAGUGAUGUCAGUCGGGCAGAAAUACGGCAUCAGGAACGCGGGAUACUACGCCCUGCGCAGUCUGCGGAUAGAGAAGUUCUUUGCGUUUUGGGGGCAGGAUCUGGACUCGUUCACCACACCGCUGGAGUGCGGACGAGAGUUCAGGGUCAAGUUUGACAAGGACACAGAUUUCCUGGGCCGGGACGCUCUGCUGCGGCAGCGGGUCGAGGGAGUCACGCGGCGCUUCGUGAUGCUGGUUCUGGAGGAUCACGACACAGAGCUGGACGUCUGGCCCUGGUGGGGCGAGCCCAUCUACCGUAACGGAGAGCUGGUCGGAGUCACCACCAGCAGCGCCUACAGCUACACGCUCCAGCGUCACGUCUGCCUGGGCUUCCUGAGCCCCACAAACACCGACGGCUCUCCGGCUGUGGUCACCGCCGACUUCAUUAACCGCGGAGACUAUGAGGUGGACAUCGCUGGACAGAAGUUCCCCGCGAAAGCCAAGCUCUACCCUUUCAGCUCCCUCUUCGCUCAGCAGAAGCGGCGCAAGGACAACAUGGAGCUCAGCAACUUCCAGAGCAAGUGAAGCGGAGCCGAUCUGAGAGUACAGCACUUCCUGAAGUCCCUCACACGCCAAUCGUUUUUGUGUCAGUCGCUCAUUAUGUGUGCUUCAGCACUCUGUGUUUGUGUGUUUGGGCCUGUAUGCUGAACAGAUGUUUUAAAGUGGAAUUAGUUUGUCUUUGGAAGUGUAAUUGACUUUAGAAAGAAAGUUUUUCUCUCUGUUUGUUCCUAUUGCUCUGUUAAUAGUCCGGUCACGUCUUCUUGAAUAAGUCCUGUUCUGCUCAUCAUUGUCAAGCGUCACACGGUUUAAAAUGAAGGGAUGUAUUUUUAUAUGGAUGUCAGAUUGGCACUAGACAAUCACUGUCCGUCUGGAGCGUAGAACUUUAAUUGGAGAGACCUGGAGAAGUAUUUUGAACCGUGCGUGUCUCUCUGCCACACUAUUUUGUAAUUAAACUACAAUACUAAAUGAGGAGGCAUUGAGGCGUGUGUGAAUUAUGUGAGACAUUAAAGAGAAAUGACUGAUAGUCUGAACAGAGAUCCUGGAGCGACGCUCUCAUGAAGUGCCUUGCAUCUGCAGUGUGAAGUACAUGAAGUCGUCUUCAUAAACUGGAUUCUGUAUGUUCAUGCAUCUCUAGUAACGGCUGUGUUUGUAGUGUGGUCUGAUCAGUCCGGAUGGCGUUAUGUUUCUGAAUCACGUGAUCUGGUGUGGAGAUGUUCGGUGGUUUGGACUGGAUAUUAUUUACGUCCUCUGUGUGGUUUUAUCUUAAGCGUACAGUCAGCUCAUAUUUAAAUGCACACAGAAGCACAUGGUACAUCAUGUUUAAAGGAGAAGCAGCUUUGCACAGUAAAGGAUCAGUGGAGUGUCUGAAAGAGGCACAAAACACCACUCAAACAAUCACUGCAACAGUUUCACAAAAACAUGUUCAGAACACUUUUUGUACAAAAUAUAAUUUCUGGUUUCUUUCUUUUGACCUCGAGCUGAAGUAAGAGUAAAGCAUUGCAUACAAUGAAAGUAAAUCACUAAUGUUCAUCCAGCCAUAAUGACUUGAACUACUAAAGCAUUGAACUGCUCUCCUCUCUUGAUUUUACUUUGGUGUGUGUGUGUGUGUGUGUGUGUGUGUGUGUGAGACAGAAUAGUCUGUUAGGCAUUGGUUGUAACAGGGUUUUGUGUAGAGAAUGGAAGAACACAUGAUCUGUUGGUGGAGAUCUGAUUGUCAUGUGAUUCAGAGCUGGAGAGAUCAGAUGUGCACCUUAUGCUUUGCUUGUACCUUUUGUGUUUUUUAAAUGUCAGACAAAGAUAAGAGGCCAUUAUACAGUAAAUAUGACCCUUCUGGCCAUCUUACCUUUGUAUUUAUAUCAUAUAUUGUACGAAUGUUUGAUUAAUUUUCAUAAAUAAAAUAUGUAAUCAAG